This is a messenger RNA of Carassius auratus (goldfish), 3205 nucleotides long. RefSeq names its product homeobox D4a (gene hoxd4a). Gene Ontology annotation, biological process: embryonic skeletal system morphogenesis; anterior/posterior pattern specification; positive regulation of transcription by RNA polymerase II. Gene Ontology annotation, molecular function: RNA polymerase II cis-regulatory region sequence-specific DNA binding; DNA-binding transcription factor activity, RNA polymerase II-specific. The record is from RefSeq and is a predicted model, not a curated record. The coding region runs from base 1101 to 1871 and encodes 256 amino acids. Gene Ontology annotation, cellular component: nucleus; nucleoplasm. NCBI's taxonomy places the organism in Eukaryota, Metazoa, Chordata, Actinopteri, Cypriniformes, Cyprinidae. The transcript is spliced from 2 exons.
AGGGGAGUAUAUGGUCGAUGCAAGAACCUCGAAUAAAACUUUGUGUGUCCUGAAUCAUUUUCUGCCAUCUAAUGUACAGGGAAUACAUGCAAAUGAGCUAAUAUGUGCUUUGGAAAACGGCAUCUGGCAACGAAGAACCACUUUCUUACUGGAGAAUAUGAAAUGAUAAGCAUUUAAUUGCAUGAUUGCAUAAUAUGAUUAUAUGAUUCUGAUUACGUGAACUGUCAUGAAACGCUUUGGUCAGUUGUGUCAACAUUGCAUCUGUUUACGUGCUGGUGCUUUGUACUGCGUUUCUUCCUGUUUUCAGAAAAAACAAGUCAACAUUUUUAACCUUUUAUAGCGUUGAACUCUAAGUGAGAGACAGGACAGAGAGCAAAAAUGAACGUGAGCAAUAUUUUGAAAAACGUUAACAAACUUUGCACAUAGUCUAACCUUAUGAACUGCCAAGUGGCUCUUCUGUUGUAUGUGGGGUUUGAUUAUUGAUUGGCACGGCGCAUUGAAGGCGAAGCAGGGCGCUCUAUACAGAGAGCUGAAAAGAUGAGAAGCGCUGGAACGAUGAGACUCCAGUAACUUCUGCGUGACCUCUACAUGACAAAGACGGUCUCCAUCAAUUGUCUGCUGGCUUUAUGUGACUCUUUUUGUGCCUUGGGCCGUUUUUUAUCUUUUGUCUUGUUUUGUUUGUACCAGUCAAAUUCCCUGGGUUGGGUUUGAUUUAGCUUGGUUGAAUAUUAAUUUACUAAAUGGACCAAAUACACAUAUGUGAUGCACAUACAUGUUUUUAUAUGAUAUCAUGAAAUGUGUAAUAAGCAGGGAUAUACUCUCCCAUGUGAUGAUGGGUAUUGCCAACUGGGUCUCAAUACACAAACAUAAUUUGUCUUUUUUAUUUUAUUUUCUAUCACAGAUCGGGUAUUAAAUCAAUUCAUUUUUCAUAUUAUAGCCUAUUGUUACCGUCCUAAUUGAGAGAUAAUGUGAAGUUUGUGAAAUCAGCUACUAGGUGUGCACAGCUUCUUCUCGGUUGAUGGAGUCCCUCCGCCUCGAUUGGCCGAGCUGGUCACAUGGUAGCCUAACUUUAUUCAGUUGACAGCAAGUAGGAGGGCUUUAUGGAGGGAGGAAAAAAAGACAACUCGAGAAAAAUUAGUAUUUCCUACCUUCAGAAAUUAAUGGCCAUGAGUUCGUACAUGGUGAACUCCAAGUAUGUGGAUCCAACAUUUCCUCCUUGUGAGGAAUAUUCUCAGAACAGCUAUAUACCUGAACAGAGCCCAGGCUACUACAGUCCGUCGCAGGACACUGAUUUCCAGCAUCCCGGAAUCUAUUCACGGUCAAACUACUCUGAGCAGCCUUACAGCUGUAACACUGUCCAGGGCUCGUCGGUGCAGCCUCGGGGUCAUGUGCAGGAUCCAGCCGGCCACCCGAGCCCUUACCCCGCACAGACAGAGCAGUGUCCUGCGGUCCAGAUAUCCGGACCCAGGACUUGUGGACCACAACAAAACACAAAGAGCCAGAACGGGAUACCAGCCAAGCAGCCUGCUGUAGUUUAUCCAUGGAUGAAGAAAGUGCACGUUACUACGGUGAAUCCGGAUUACACGGGACCAGAACCCAAACGUUCUCGGACAGCCUACACAAGACAGCAAGUUCUCGAACUAGAAAAGGAGUUUCAUUUUAACAGGUAUCUAACAAGACGGCGUCGCAUUGAGAUCGCGCAUACCCUCUGUCUCUCUGAGCGACAGAUCAAAAUCUGGUUUCAGAACAGAAGAAUGAAAUGGAAAAAGGAUCACAAACUCCCUAACACGAAAGGAAGAUCGGCGUCAGCUGGAAAUCAGCAUGCACAACACGCUCAGAAGGACAGCCAGACAGAGAUUACAACUUUAUAAGUGGAUAUCUCUCCCUCCCGCCAGAUGUACAGAUGAACUGUAUGUAACAGACAAUGCUUCAUUUGACAUUGCAUGGUAGCAAAUCAUGACAUGAUGGUACAAGUGCCAAAAACUGAGAAGCAGAAGCACCCACCAAGACUAAAUGCAGCGUAAAAGCUGCUAUGCAUUAAAAUCCCAAAUUUCGAUAUUUACAGUAUUGUAAACCCUUUGCAACUGAGGCAAAGAGGAUAUGAUGCAUCGAAUGAUGGUUCACAUGUCACCACGAGGUACAGUAAAACAUUAUAAAGCUCACGCUAUUUUACACAAACCUGCCAAAUUUGUUUCAGAGCAUGGUUCGUUAUAGUGUCCCUAUUUACACAUUUUUUUUUAAACUCUGUAUAUCACCCGUUUCCUCUUUUUAAAAGCAUAAUGGCAAGUUUACGCCUAUGGCGACUCAAUUUAUCCUAACUUAAUCAUUAAAGAGAACUUAAGUAAGUAAUGUCCAGCAUAUCAUAAAUUACGAAUGUCCUAGGUGUUUUUUUUUUUGUUUUUGUUUUUUUGUACUUAAGUCGGGUGCAAGUAAUAAAAACUAAAUAAAAUUAGUUAAUACUAAGGGGAAAAAUCGUCGCCUGGGAAAUUAUUUAUUUGUAGACUGAAAAACUGAAGACAUUUCCCUCUCAGCCUCGUUUAUUGUGCGCGCCUCAUUAAAGGUUUACUUUCUAAAAGCCUAUAUUUCGGUCAAAGGACUUUAUUGUGUAAUUUUUAAGAAUUUCGUUACAGACGUUUUAUAUUUGUUUAUUGCAGCUUUUAAAAAUGGUGUAUUUAAUCGAGAAAUUCUCUUUUCUUACACGAAUAUUCCAUGCUUUAUACUCCACUAGCUAUAAAUCCUGCCCGACAUCUUUGUAAACAAUAUAGCUACAGUUGCAGAAGCAGUUUUCUUGUCUUCCAGAUGUUGCCUGAAAUUCUUGAAAAUCAGCUUUGUAUUUUCAUUUUAGAUACACUUUUAGUCCUCAAGAUGUUUGAACCCUCUAUUUAUUAAAUGUUAAAAAGCUUUAUGUUCUACGUGAACGUAAGUAUCCGUUCAGUAAUUUUCAAAUUCAGUUUUUAAGUUCUUAAAUAUAUGUAUAUAUUUCUGUAUAUUGUGCAUAUUUUCUACAUGCAUAUUUUGCAGUAAUUAAAUAAAUAAUAUGCAGAGAGGUUUCACCCAAACUCCGUCAUAUUGUGUUUAAAAUAGAAACUGAGAUUGGAAAAACACGCAUCAAGCACUUUCAUACACAUUAUGUUAUUUUUGAAAUUGAAUUGGUGUUAAAUCUGAAAUGGUUCUCCAACAGUGAUUAAACUUAGUCGCUCUGCUA